AUGGCCGCACGCCGAUCGAAAAUUCAGACACACACUCGCAAGAAGGCAGCGCGGGCGCGCGACGCACCGCCCACCGGCGCGAAAGGCGGCCCGGGAGGUGGUGGAGGCGCCGACAUGGGCCGGAUCCCAUGCUGCGAGAAGGAGAACGUGAAGCGCGGGCAGUGGACGGACGAGGAGGAGGACAAGCUGCUCUCCUACAUCAUGCAGUACGGCGCGCGCAACUGGCGUCUCAUCCCCAAGAACGCCGGGCUGCAGCGGUGCUGGAGGAGCUGCCGGCUGCGGUGGGCCAACUACCUGCGGCUCAAGCUCAAGCACGGCGAGAUCACUGACGCCGAGGAGCAGUGCAUCAUCAAGCUGCACUCCGUACUGAGCGACAGGUGGGCGGUGAUCGCGGCCCAGCUGCCGGGGCGGACGAGCUGGGACGUCAAGAACCACUGGAACAUCAAGCUCAAGAAGAAGCUGUCCGGGAUGGAGACACCCCGUGGGGCAGCGGCGUUGCAGGAGCAGCAGCGGCGGACCCUAACGCCGCCGCCAAAAGCUUCUGCCGGGCGAAGCCCGCGCGGAUCUGGCGGCGGCGGGCCGUCUUUCCUCGUGCAGACCGCUCGCGGGCCGGGGGAGCUCCGUGGGGCGGCGGGCGGCGCGGCGUAA
Aegilops tauschii subsp. strangulata is the source of this 648-nucleotide messenger RNA. NCBI's taxonomy places the organism in Eukaryota, Viridiplantae, Streptophyta, Magnoliopsida, Poales, Poaceae. The record is from RefSeq and is a predicted model, not a curated record.